Molecule: messenger RNA, 2308 nt
Organism: Scomber japonicus (chub mackerel)
Lineage: Eukaryota; Metazoa; Chordata; Actinopteri; Scombriformes; Scombridae
Gene: hspa14
Product: heat shock protein 14
Exons: 14
Coding region: 52-1572 (506 amino acids)
Biological process (GO): cellular response to unfolded protein; protein refolding
Cellular component (GO): ribosome; cytoplasm
Molecular function (GO): misfolded protein binding; ATP-dependent protein folding chaperone; ATP binding
Source: RefSeq, a predicted model, not a curated record
GAAGACGAGCCGCGUGGUGCGGCACCCUGUGUUGUCCAUUGAUUUUUCAGCAUGGCUGCGAUCGGAGUUCAUUUCGGUCAUACAUGCGCCUGUGUGGCAAUAUACAAGGAUGGCCGGGCUGAUGUGGUGGCUAAUGAUGCAGGAGACAGGGUGACUCCAGCUGUGGUGGCGUACAGAGACACUGAACAGAUUGUAGGUAUUGCAGCAAAGCAAGGACGGGUUCGCAAUGCUGCCAACACAGUUGUCAAAGUGAAACAAGUGCUGGGAAGAAGCUUUGGUGAUCCAGAGACACAAACUCACAAAACAGAGACCAAGUGUCAGGUGGUAAACAGAGGAGAGAAGAUCUAUUAUGAGAUUACAGCAGGAGAACAACCAGAAUAUGUUGCUCCAGAGGAUGUUGCAAAACUCAUCUUCAACAAAAUGAAAGAAACUGCUCAGUCUGCUCUGGGAUCUGAUGUCACUGAUGCUGUCAUCACCGUCCCUUUUGAGUUUGCAAAUGCUCAGAAGCGUGCUCUGAGGGCAGCAGCUGAAGCUGCAGGGUUCCAUGUCCUGAGGCUGAUCCAUGAGCCUGCUGCUGCUCUAUUGGCCUAUAACAUUGGACAGGACUGUUCUUCUGGAAAGAGCCAUGUCCUGGUGUAUAAACUGGGUGGGACAUCUCUGAGUGUGACAGUGCUGCAGGUCAAUGGAGGAAUGUUCCGGGUUCUCAACACCCACACUGACCACAGCUUUGGAGGAGAGAGCUUCACACAGGCCUUGGCCCAGCACCUUGCUGCUGAGUUCAAACGCACUUUUAAACAUGAUGUAAGCUGUAAUGCUCGGGCAAUGCUGAAGCUGAUGAACGGUGCAGACAUGGCCAAGCACUCCCUGUCCUCAUUGGGAUCAGCCAACUGCUUUGUUGAUUCCCUGCAUGACGGCAUUGACUUCGAAUGCAAUGUCUCAAGAGCUCGAUUUGAGCUGCUCUGCUCCUCACUCUUCAACAAGAACAUUCAGCCAAUCAGACUGUUGCUGGACAAGGCAGGACUCUCCACCAGUGACAUUAACAAGGUGGUCCUUUGUGGAGGUUCAGCCAGGAUCCCUCGUCUGCAGCAGAUGGUCCGUGAAAUGUUUCCUGAUGUGGAACUUCUCAGCUCAGCACCUCCUGAUGAGGUCAUUGCUGUGGGAGCAGCCCUUGAGGCUGGCUUAUUGGUUGGCAGAGAUGGCAUUGCACCUGAGGAAGAGGCAGUCACAGUGGAUGUUUCUGCCUCUGACAUACUAGUGAAGGAGGUUGAUGAAUCUGGAGCUGAGGUGUUCACUGUUGUCCUCCCAUCUGGAACGCCCCUCCCUGCUCGCAGACAUCACAUUUUAAAUGGAUUAGGGAAAUUAUCUUCCCUCUGUCUGGAGAUUUACCAGAGAUUUGUUUCUGCGCAGCCAGAAAAGCUAGCAAAGAUUAUCUUGCGAGACCUGCAGCCCAAAGAGGAGAAUCAUGACAUUGACACCGUGGUGACCAUGAAAAGGGAUGGCACGGUCCAUGUUUCCUGUGUAGAUCAGAGCACCGGAACGUCACAGGUCAUCACCAUAGCAGCUACAUCAUGAAACCACUGAUCUGAAGUUCAAAUCACACACCAGCACACAUUCGGUUUUUAUGUUGGUUUUUAUACUUUUCACUCAAUAAACAUCAUCAAAUGUAAUAGAUAUGUGCUCAGCCUCACUGCAUAUAUUCUGUAAAAAACUGGAUUAAAGGAGAAUACUUUGAUAACUAUUUUAAGAACCAAUUUAUGAACCUCUAAAAACUGAGUCCUCUAAUUUGCCAGCAGUUUUAAUGCUGCUCCGAAUCACACAGGAUUAUUAAAUUGUCUGUAUUUUAGCAUUUACACAGAAGUUCAGUCAAAUUGUUGUUUAGCAGAAACACAUUAAAGGCUUUCAUGUUGACCUUGUAAUGAAUAGAUAUUGAUUUGUCAUCUUGUAAAUUGGAUCUGGAGGAGUAUGACUGUUGAAAAAAGAAGAAGAAUUUUGAGGCUUUGCUAAUUUUCUAUUGGACUGUCAAUGGAGCUGCGUGUUAGGUAGUAGAAAUAUACACAUGGGGCGCGCAGGUGGUCGAGUGGUUAGAGCGCAUACCAUAUACGCAGUCGACCCCGGUUCGAAUCCCGAUCGGAGGUCCUUUGCUGCAUGUCACACCCCCCUCUCUCUCCCAUGUUUCCUGUCUAUCUACAGAUAAAUAAAGGCGUCUAUGCCAAAAAAACCUUUAAAAGAAAUAUACACAUAUGGACACAUGCCCCAAGUAUUUCAAGUAAAAUGUACCAUUUAAAUAAAUGCAGAUUUCUACACAUUA